Messenger RNA from Onychostoma macrolepis, 2913 nucleotides. Its product is annotated as immunoglobulin domain-containing protein. Gene Ontology annotation, biological process: positive regulation of type II interferon production; positive regulation of natural killer cell cytokine production; positive regulation of mast cell activation. The record is from RefSeq and is a predicted model, not a curated record. Lineage: Eukaryota; Metazoa; Chordata; Actinopteri; Cypriniformes; Cyprinidae. The transcript is spliced from 6 exons. Gene Ontology annotation, cellular component: external side of plasma membrane. The coding region runs from base 1865 to 2746 and encodes 293 amino acids.
CAAGAGAUGACCAACUGGGGCCAAAAGACUUCCAGAAGUACCGGCUCAUCACCAAACAGGUGGUAAUUGGUUACAGCAAAGUGUCUUGAAAGGAAAUUAAAUCACACAGUGAGUCACUUUCACCUACAAUUAACCAUUUUCAAAAAGAAACACAAAACCUGUGCUAAAACUGAAAGAAAACAAGUUGACAAAAUGAUUAAAUCCAAGAUUUGGUGAUAAUAUAGCAUAAUGAGAAUGAGAGAUUUACAAACACAUUUUAAAAGGCCAGUUAUUUUUGAACAGGAACAUCAAAUUACACUGAAAAAAAAAAAGUCAAAUUUAAUUAAUUUUUAUUUUGCAAGCUUUGCACACAUUUUUAAAGUAAAUUUAAGUAUAGAAUUGAGACAAACUUAACUAAUUUAUGUAAAAUUAGCAAAGAAAAUAAGUAAAUAACAGUCAGUAUAUUUUACUCAAUCAUUAUUACUGAACUUCACUCCAACAACAUAGCACUGAAAAAAAAGCCAUACUAUUAAAGCACAUGGCUCACUUAGAAAUAUUUAAGUUAACAAGGCAGUACACAGCUAAUUACACUUUCUAAGAUAAUAUGUCUACACAAUAUAUAGUUAACUUCCAAAUGAACACUUGGUACACAUACACAAUGACGGUAACAUCAGUGUUUGAGUAUAAAUGGGUCAUUUUGAGCAGAAAAUUAGUAUCACAAAACAGCAAGUUACCAAACCUAACAACAAAAGCAACCAUAAAGCAGUGUAUAUACAACUCAAUAACAGUGCAAAAUUCAACCUCAUUAAUUAUUCAUGUCCCAGGGCAUCAUGGGAACACCAGUAGGCCUAUCAUAACUUUGAAAUUUACUCCAAAAAUCCUUGUAAACAUAAACAAUUCCAAGUAAAAUAUGUGUUCAAACUUUAAUUUCUAAGCUUGAAUUGAGUACUGAUAUAGAAUUGACUCUUUUUUUAAUUCUUGCCUGAACUAAAUUAUUUAAUGUGGAAACUACUUUUGUUUUUCCAUAGUAUUUACUUCACCACAGAAUAAUUUUUAUCAGUGUUGGUAAUUUUAAGGCACAAUCGCAAAUGAUAAUACUAAAUGACAUGACAAGGAACCUCUUAACGGUUUGUUGUUAACAGGUCUUACUGGCAGUCUUACAAAUGGGGCUGUGGGGAGCGUAAGACAAAAUAAGCAAGCACAGAUGUCAACACAGCCCUAGCUUGACGUUUAUGUGUGUGCGUGUCUGGCCAUCUCAGUUGUCACCUUGUAGUAAAAUUGUUUAACCUCCUGGCUCAGCAAUAUAUCACUUACAGUUCCAAAUAAGGUAUCAUUACAUUAUGAUUUAAAGCUCCUCUCAGAAUAAAAGGCGAUGUAUUUUCCAUUAACAUAUUUGAUGGAUGUUUCCAUUGAUUUGGCAAACCCUUGCAGUUUCCAUUUAAAUGAUUCCAUUUCCUCAAAACCUAAAAGUUACGACCUGUAAUAUUUUUUUCCCUUGUUCUAGUGUGUGUUUUUUAAGCUAAUGUGGUGAGCAUGAUUUUGCUUACAGUUUUUGCAUAUUCAUUUUAAAAUCUCAUAUAAUACACUACUUGCUUUAUACUGUUAAACUCGAGGUGACAACCGUUUCUUGGUAGAAAGAUAUGCUUGGUGGAAACUCCCACGUUCAAGCAUCAUUUCCUUCUUAGAGACAUCAAAGAUCUAACUGAGUUGGCAAUAAAAGCAAAAGAGAAAAAAGAAGGAAGAUGAAGGCUCAUUCAGAUUAGCUGAUGGUAAGACGGACAGAUAGAGAGGUCUAGUCAGUACAACAACACAAUUAAAAAAAACCCAAUAGACAAAGCAGGAAACAGGCGGAAGAGAACGCCUAUGUUGGUUUGGCUCGACAACCAUGAGAAGCAACUUUCUUUGCGCUCUUCUUAUCCUUGCCUUCCUGGAAUCAGGCAAAUCAAACAGUGCUGUAUCUAUUAGUCACAGUCGAGAUGGAGAUGGACAGAACAUUACCUGUGUCCUCUCCGGGGAUGAAAACAUGACACAAAUCAACUGGGAGAUGCUAAAAGGCCCGAAUCGCACCAAACUGGGCACGUAUCACCCACAUUUUGGAAUUUACAUAAUGCAAAAAUAUGGGACUAAAGUAAAGAUCCAGAACAAAAAAUCUCCUCAUCCAUCAUCAUCCCUUCUCGUUAAAGUAGCAUCAAACGAGAGCGUGCUAAUCUGUUGUGCGUUCAUAACAUUUCCUUCAGGUAAACUUGAGCAGUGUACUGAUAUCAGUAAGAAAGAUGUCAGUAUCAACACGUCUAUAAUCAAAGAUUUUACAUAUGUGGAACCAGAACCAAGGCUGGGAUUAUUUGGACAUUUGGGUGCAAUGGUCAUUGGAACUAUUCUCUCCCUCUGUAUCCUGACCAUCCUUUUCUAUUUAUGCAGAAAAAACAGCUGUAGAAGGAGGAAUUCCUUUAAAAUACGGACAUACUUGACAGACUCACCAGCUGAGACAUUUGCUGAAGAAUCAGUUGAUGCACCUGCUUCUCAAAGUUCUGUGAAUGGCUUUGACCCCUCAAAACUUUAUGCCAAGAUCAAAAAAGACCUUUUCUAUGGCCGGCUGUGGAAGUCUUACCAAGGUCAACCCAAACCAUGGACACAAGGUACCAUGAAUGAACAAGGGCAUGUUUAUCACCUGUUAGGACAGAGUCCCUUACCACAAAGAAAUGUGGAGGGCAGCCCCUUGAGGCCAGAAACAACAGAAACUACAGAACAACAUUUCAGUAGUUUUUAGUUUCCAGUCUUUCCAGUGUGAUUGAGAGGAACCUUGUCAUAUUUGUGUAAUGUAAAAUAGCUUAAAUAAUUGUAAUGCAAAAAUAAAUCAAUUAAUAUUUUGUUUUCAGUUUAAGAUAAAUACAUGUUUCUAACACUGAAUAAACGUUUAUGUGAGAAUCUAACAGA